AUGAUUCAACUUCUUCCUAAUGAAUUGCAAAUUCAAAUUUUGACGAAUGUUAUUACAAAAACAAAUUUUGAAUUUUUUUGUACUCUUCGGACUGUUUGUAAAAAAUGGAAUGCAUUCGUUCCUUUAAUAAUGCACGAAUUCGUUAUUUCCAGAUUAAACUCUGGUUUAAAAUUUGAGUUAACGGACUGGAAUGAGACCAAGUGGUCAAGAGAAUUGCUACCAUCAUAUGACGAUCAAACUAAGACCUUUAAUUUCCUAUUUAAUAAUGCUACUUACAGCAGCAAGUCUGUUUAUUAUAGAGAACAGGAUGGUUAUAAAAAUAAAUCACUUUUUUAUAGAAGAUUUAAUAAACGUAAAAAUAAGAUUGAUUUUAUAGCACUCGUAGAAAAGACUGAGAAUUUUUUCAACUCAAUUAAACUUGGAGCUAAAUUUGGUAGUUUAACAUGGCCUGAAUUCGUAGACAAUGAUAUGUAUAAAUAUGAAUUCGAUAAUCAAAGUAACGUGUGUUUCGAACGGGUGAUUGAGAAUAAAAACGAUAGUUAUUUGAAGCUUUAUAGUUUUACCAUUGCGGCUUGGAAACUUUAUUAUAUUCUAGAUUGUCUUCAAGUUAAUGGUCGACUUAAGAAAUUAAGAAAAGGAUUUCAAUAUUUUAAUGAGGAUCAUGGCUUAGAUAUGCGUCCUUUUUUAGUAGAUUAG
Messenger RNA from Dentiscutata erythropus, 696 nucleotides. The record is from the annotation of a GenBank genome assembly. NCBI's taxonomy places the organism in Eukaryota, Fungi, Glomeromycota, Glomeromycetes, Diversisporales, Gigasporaceae.